AUGGUGCGGGGGAAAGUGGAGCUUCGGAGGAUCGAGAACCCGGCGAGCCGGCAGGUGACCUUCUCGAAGCGGCGGAGCGGGCUGAUGAAGAAAGCUCGCGAGCUGUCCGUACUGUGCGAUGCCGAAAUCGCAGUCAUCGUCUUCUCCCAGCGAGGGAGGCUCUCCGAGUUCUCUAAUCACGAAAUGCAGAAGACGAUAGCUCGGUACCAAAAGUAUGCAGGAGUUGAAGUCGACAAGAGAGAUACAAAUUACUGCAUUCAGCAACUGAAGCAAGAAUCCGCUUCUAUGUCCAAGAAGAUUGAGCAGCUUGAGGCCUCCAGAAGGAAGCUCUUAGGGGAGCAGUUGGGGUCGUGUUCCCUGGAAGAGAUCCGGGGCCUGAGCGAGCAGUUGGAAAGAAGCUUGUCAAACAUCAGGCUCAGAAAAGAUCAAAUGUUCAUAGAGCAGAUGGAACAGCUAAAGUUACAGGAAAAGGAGUUGCUAGAACAGAAGGCGACUUUAUGUGAAAAGUGCCGUGAGAAGCCACGGGAACCGGCAAGAUGGGAGGCAGAUCGCGAGAUGGCGGCGGCGACGGCCGGAAGCAGCGUGGGAUUCAGCAAUGAAAGUUCGACGGUGGUGGAGACGACAUUGUCGAUCGGACUACCGACGGCGGCAACACAUUGUGGUUUGAAGUAG
Molecule: messenger RNA, 672 nt
Organism: Linum trigynum
Lineage: Eukaryota; Viridiplantae; Streptophyta; Magnoliopsida; Malpighiales; Linaceae
Source: the annotation of a GenBank genome assembly